UGUUUCGGCUAUCAUCAACAUUAAAAGGCCCUCAAAGAUAUAUCUUUAAAAGACUAUUAACAACUUCAUGUAUAAAAGAAGGAUGGGAGGCUAUUAUUGGCAUCGAAGUUCACGCACAGUUGAAUACAAAAACAAAACUAUUCUCAGAUUCUUCGACAUCAUAUAAUGACAUGGUGAAUACACAUGUAUCGGCUAUUGAUGCGGCAUUUCCAGGUGUACAGCCUAGAUUAAAUAAUCAUGCUAUUGAAUUAGCAGUAAAGACAGCUUUAGCAUUACAAGGUCAAGUACAAAAGAGAUCACUAUUUGAACGCAAACAUUAUUUUUAUCCUGACUUACCACAAGGUUAUCAAAUUACACAACAACGAGAGCCGAUAUCAAAGGGGGGCUUCAUUUUAUUAACCGAAAAUGAUGGCAUAUCUUCACCUGUCAAAAUUGGUAUUCAUCAGUUACAAAUUGAGCAAGAUACUGGUAAAAGUUUUCAUGAUAUGCGACCAGGGGAAACAUUACUCGACUUAAAUAGAGCCGGUACUGGUCUUAUGGAAAUUGUAACACAACCUGAUAUUAGGUCGUCUUAUGAAGCAGGUUUGUUAGUUAAAAAACUUCAAAAUAUUCUUCAAUGGAUAGGAUCCUCUAAGGCAAAUUUAGAGGAAGGAUCAAUGCGCUGUGAUGUGAAUGUAUCUGUAAGACGAAAAGGAGACAAACAUUUUGGUACUCGAUGUGAAUUGAAAAACUUGAACAGAAUUCGUAUCCUGUCAAUGGCAAUAGAUGCAGAAGUUCGAAGACAAAUAGAAGUGUUGGAAAAAGGGGGGAAAGUAUAUGUGGAAACUAGGCGAUAUGAUGAAGAAAAAGAUACAACAUUUAAAUUAAGAGAUAAAGAAACCGCGCCAGAUUAUAGAUAUAUGCCUGAGCCAGAUUUGCCCCCUCUAAUUUUAUCUCAGACAUACAUUGACAAUAUAGCAGCCAAGUUACCAGAAUUACCAGAUAUAUGUUUAGAAAGAAUUAUAAAACAAUAUGAUCUUAACCUUUUAAAUGCGAAUCUACUCUUACAUGAAUAUAAAUGUGUCGACUAUUUUGAAAAAGUGUGUCAGGGUCGAAAUCCUAAAAUUGUAGCUAAUUGGACAUUAAACGAACUUUCUGGAGCAUUAUCAUCCCAAGGUUUAUCAUUUCAAGAAAAUCCUAUCUCUAUUCAGCGAUUUGGUAAUUUAAUCGAUCUUGUUCAGAAUGGAACAAUUACAGGCAACACUGGUAAAGUAAUUAUGAAAUUAAUGUUAAAAAACCCCUCGGACCCAAUGGACAUAGUUAAAGAAAAAGGAUUGCUUAAAAUUUCUGAUAUAAGUCAGUUAAAAACUCUGUGUGAAGAAUUAACUUCUAAACAUGAUGAUAAAGUGAAACUAAUUCAAAAUGGUGAUUUAAAGCUGUUCAAAUGGUUUAUUGGCCGAGUCAUGGGUCGUACAAAGGGUUUAGCUGAUCCUAAUGCAUUAAACCAAGCAUUAAGUCAGUCAUUAGGUUGGAAAUCGUAUGAAGAUAUGUUAUCAACUGUGGAAGAUAAACAGCUAGACAAAAAGAAAAAGAAUGUACUUUAAAAUAAUAAAUAACAAGAUAUGUGAAAACUAGAAUAUAUAAUAAUCAAAUGUCUUAAUCUUGAUUAUAGCCGACGAUUUAUUAAAAAUUGAGUUAAAAAGCAUUGUAUAUAUAAUAAAUAAAUAAGCUAAGGAUUUAAACAAUAA
Cokeromyces recurvatus is the source of this 1727-nucleotide messenger RNA. RefSeq names its product Glutamyl-tRNA amidotransferase B subunit. The coding region runs from base 171 to 1583 and encodes 470 amino acids. The transcript is spliced from 10 exons. Gene Ontology annotation, molecular function: glutaminyl-tRNA synthase (glutamine-hydrolyzing) activity. The record is from RefSeq and is a predicted model, not a curated record. Gene Ontology annotation, biological process: mitochondrial translation; glutaminyl-tRNAGln biosynthesis via transamidation. NCBI's taxonomy places the organism in Eukaryota, Fungi, Mucoromycota, Mucoromycetes, Mucorales, Mucoraceae.